ACCGUACCUUAUUCUUUCGGCUUCACAAAACCAUGCGCGCUUGCGCAGGUGUCAGUCAGACAAGAUGGCGACAAGCAAUGGUGGUGGAAUGGAAGUGGACGGGGCAGCAAGCCCCAGCGUCAUGGCCUCCGGAGUGACCGGGAGUGUGUCUGUUGCCCUGCACCCGCUGGUCAUCCUCAACAUCUCUGAUCAUUGGAUACGCAUUCGCUCCCAGGAGGGACGCCCAAUGCAGGUGAUCGGUGCCCUAAUUGGAAAGCAAGAGGGUAGAAACAUUGAGGUGAUGAACUCCUUUGAGCUUCUGUCCCAUACGGUGGAUGACAGAGUACACAUUGACAAAGAGUACUACUAUACAAAAGAAGAACAAUUUAAACAAGUUUUUAAGGAGAUGGAGUUCUUGGGCUGGUACACAACAGGCGGGCCCCCUGACCAAUCAGACAUCCACAUUCAUAAGCAGGUGUGCGAGAUCAUUGAGAGUCCCCUCUUCCUCAAACUUAACCCCAUGACAAAGCAUACUGAUCUCCCUGUCAGUGUGUACGAAUCUGUCAUUGAUAUCAUCAAUGGAGAGGCCACCAUGCUGUUUGCGGAGCUCGGCUACACUCUGGCCACAGAGGAGGCAGAGCGGAUAGGAGUGGACCACGUGGCACGCAUGACUGCUACCGGAACGGGGGAGAACUCCACAGUGGCAGAGCACCUCAUUGCCCAACACAGUGCAAUCAAAAUGCUCCACAGCCGGGUGAAGGUGAUCCUAGAGUACGUCAAAGCAGUGGAAGCAGGUGAGGUGCCCUUUAACCAUGAAAUUCUGCGUGAGGCCAAUGCUCUGUGCCACCGACUGCCUGUGCUCAGCACACUCAAGUUCAAGACUGACUUCUAUGAUCAAUGCAAUGAUGUAGGUCUGAUGGCCUACCUGGGCACCAUCACAAAGACCUGCAACAGCAUGAACCAGUUCAUCAAUAAAUUCAACGUCCUCUAUGACCGCCAAGGCAUCGGUCGAAGAAUGAGGGGCCUGUUCUUUUGAAGGAGGAACAAAAAAACUAUUACAUACCCCAAGGAUGGGAGGCCUUUGACUAUAGGAGAGAGAGGAUUCAGAAGAGGCAGCAUGCACUGCGGAUCCUCAUUUGCUCGCUGGUGUUCCUUCACUAACAGUUAUUUAACAAAAAACAAAAAAUCCGUGAUUUAGUUGUCACAGUUAUGGGGUGAUGUAAAGCAGCCAAGCACAGCUAAAGACUGGAUGAGUAGCUGUACCAAAUACAACAUAGGCAGGUCAAUUGUAAACGUAAUUGCACACAGACACACUCAUCUUUUUUAUGUGUUCGAGUGUGCAUAAUGUUGGCAUCUGGUACACUUGAACUUACACAAACUUCCAUUGUAUCCUUUUGCUUCUUUCUUUUGUUGUUGCUGAAAUUAUUCUGUUUGUUCUUGAGAGAAAAAUAAACGUCUACUGAUUUUG
Molecule: messenger RNA, 1447 nt
Organism: Alosa alosa (allis shad)
Lineage: Eukaryota; Metazoa; Chordata; Actinopteri; Clupeiformes; Clupeidae
Gene: cops6
Product: COP9 signalosome subunit 6
Exons: 10
Coding region: 65-1015 (316 amino acids)
Biological process (GO): protein deneddylation
Cellular component (GO): COP9 signalosome
Molecular function (GO): metallopeptidase activity; protein binding
Source: RefSeq, a predicted model, not a curated record